AUGUUUCGUCGGCCGGCGGAGCGCGGGGACGCGCCUACAGGACUGGAGGCUGAGCUGUCCUCGCUGGCCCUAUCUGACGGGCCGCUGAACGUGGCGCGUCUGUACGACAACCUCUCGCUCACCAGCUCCGACUGCUCGACCGACCACGUGGUGUCGCGCUGGUCCGACUUCGUCUCGGACGACGAGGAGUACAUGACUGCUGAGGAGGGCGGCUCGGUCGGCCCGCCGCCGACGGUGGCGCUGCGGCGUCGGCUGUGCGAGCUCGGCGACGACCCGGGCCCGGUGACCAGCAGCACCGUGGAGCUCUACCGCCGCCGACUGGCCCGGCUCGAGGCGCGCACGGCGCACUUCUCACCGGAGCUGGAUGCCGCUCUGGCCGGCGCCGCGCCGCCGCCGGCACCGGCACUCGAGGGGGACGCGUUCGGGCCGACUGGCGCUGCAGUCACCCGGCGCUCGUGCUUCAACUACCUGCUGCUGGAUCCGCGCGUCACCGGCCGGCGGCCGGCCGGCGCCCAGCUCUCGCUGGCGGCCUUCGCGGCGGCCGUGUUUUACGUGGGCAAGGGCCAGCAGAGCCGGCCGCUGUGCCACCUGCGCGAGGCCGCCGAGGCCGGCCCGGCGGGCAGCGCCAAGGUGGCGCACAUCCGCGCCAUCUGGCGGACCGGCGCCGGCGUGGCAGUACUCAGCGUGUUCCACCACCGUCCCAACGCCGAGGCGCUCACCCGUGAGGCGGCCAUGAUCGACGCGCUGGGUCUGCGCAACCUGACCAACGUGCGUCGCGGCGACUACUACGGCGCGGCCAAGGCGUGGCCGGCCGAGCGGCGGCGCCGGCUGGGUGUGGCGCUGCUGCACCGCGCCUGGCGCAUCUACGGCGCCGAGGGCGAGACCCAGCUGCGGCCCGAGGACUUGGGAAGGUGA
Messenger RNA from Amphibalanus amphitrite, 915 nucleotides. Its product is annotated as ankyrin repeat and LEM domain-containing protein 1-like. Gene Ontology annotation, molecular function: endonuclease activity. The transcript has 2 exons. The coding region runs from base 1 to 915 and encodes 304 amino acids. The record is from RefSeq and is a predicted model, not a curated record. Lineage: Eukaryota; Metazoa; Arthropoda; Thecostraca; Balanomorpha; Balanidae.